UGAAUGCCAAUGGAGGCGCGAUAUUCGCUAGGUCAUCUCGGACACUAAUACUGAACCAAUUAUUAACCGUUUCUUAUCGUCCAUUCAUUAAGAUGAAACUUUCCUUGUGGAUACAUUGUCCCGUGGCGUCCUGCGCUGUUUCUGAGAUCUUGAUAAUCUCGUGACGGGUCUUUAAAACUUUCUCCUGUUUCUGCUUCACUUGGGGUCUCUUGCGAUAGAGACGUGUGGUCUGUAAGCAUGGCAGGCUUUCUCAAAUCCUUUCCUCGUGUGCUUACAGUUUUACUAGCCACUGUAAUCUUAGGAAUGAAUGCCAAGUCGUUCCAGAAGUAUUUCUUGAAGGAUAUUCUUGCGGUUUACGGAGAAAACGGUUCGCUGGAACUCAAGGGCAUUAACAGUUUAUUGAACGCAAUCUUGCACGUAAAGCCAGUGGAUUUAAACAUUGCUGUGCAUGCUCAGUGUUUGUCCGGAGAACAGAUUCUGCUCCACUAUGGUCUCCAGAACCUCACUUAUUUAACACAAGAUCACUUGGUCAGCAUCUGUCCGGCUCUGCUUAACCAGGCGGUAUUGCCACCAUGUCACACAGAAACUCCCGGACACAGUGAUUCCAUUCCACUUCAUGUAUGGGGAUAUGGCUUCCUGGCCGUUUCAGUUAUUAACCUGGCUUCACUGCUGGGUCUGGCUCUCGUUCCCUUCACUAAAAAAACAUACUUUCCCAAAGUGCUUACAUACUUCAUUGGUCUGGCUAUUGGUACGCUCUUCUCCAAUUCUGCUCUCCAACUUAUACCCGAGGCCCUCGGGUUCGACCCAAAAGUGGACAAAUACGUUCCUCAAGCCGUUGGGAUUUUCGGUGGAUUCUACCUGCUCUACUUCACCGAGAAGAUUCUGAAGAUAAUUCUGAAAGUUGAGCACGAGCACGGUCACUUCCACCCCACAGAGAAUGUUCAACACAAUGGUGUUACUAGUGUGGCAGAUCACAACUUCAAGUUUACCAACGGCGAGAAGACCAGCAUAUCAUCCGACUCUCAAGUACAACAGGGGUCCUGCAUAUGGCUCAGAGGAAGACAGCUGUCCAACGUCAGGACGGUGGCAUGGAUGAUCUCACUGAGCGACGCUCUACACAACUUUAUAGACGGGCUGGCAAUCGGUGCCUCGUUCACUGUGUCCAUUCUCAAUGGCUUUAGCACCUCUAUUGCAAUAGUCUGUGAGGAGUUCCCCCAUGAGCUGGGUGACUUUGUUAUCCUGCUGAAUGCAGGCUUGAGCGUUCCACAGGCCAUCUUCUUCAAUCUGCUGUCUGCAAUGGCCUGUUAUCUGGGUCUGGUUCUUGGAAUCCUGCUGGGCAGCACUUUUGCCCCCAAUGUGAUCUUCGCCAUCGCCGGUGGCAUGUUCCUCUACAUUUCCUUAGCUGACAUGUUUCCUGAAAUGAACAUGAUUGCACGAGAACACGCAAAGAGCACCAGGACAGAAGUUGUUUUCUUCUUAAUUCAGAAUGCUGGACUGCUCACAGGAUUUUCCAUCAUUCUGCUCAUCACCAUGUUUGCUGGCGAAAUAACCCUGGACUGAUUCUUUCUGUUCGUUUUCUUUACAUCAGCGGUUCUCAACUGGCUUUGCAUUAGGAUCUAUAGUUCACAUUAGGUGUCGAGAAGCGACACAGCACCAAAAUCAUUUUUCGUACAAAAGUACAUCAAAAUGUACUAUUAUUUAAAAAAAAAUUAACAACAUGCAAAGUUAAACAUAGAAAGUGAUUUCAUGUAAGCGUAGAUAUGAAAAAAGUGGGAUUUAGAAGUCUGGCAAAAAAAAAACUCUGGGGCAUAAAGCUGUAUCAAUGAAUUUGGGCCAAAAUACAGUCGAGUGCACAGCCAAGAUGCCAGCGACGAAAAUGUGGGACACUCGCUUUUAAAAGUAGCGCAAUUAUUUAUUUUAAUAUCCUUAUGAUUAUAUGAUUAGUUGCAUUUUAAUAUUUAAACUAAGCAUCAAAGCCCAGACCUGUGGAGAUCCACCAGUUGAGAACCCUUAUUUAAUAUUUCAUUUAGUGCCUUCCCAUUCCAGAGGAUACUCUCAUAUAAGUUAUUUAUUUGAGACAAGAUCUACUUUGUUGCUUUUUAAAAUCAUUUGUUAUGCAAGAAACUUGACGAAAUCAUUAGGUGUAACAUUGAUGAUUUAUAAAAGUCGAUUCUGAAUUCUUUUGUACUGUUGUAAAUAAACUGCUCAGACCUAACCAGGUUUUGUAGAAGGCA
This is a messenger RNA of Triplophysa dalaica, 2234 nucleotides long. Its product is annotated as metal cation symporter ZIP8. Bases 238 to 1560 code for a protein of 440 amino acids. The record is from RefSeq and is a predicted model, not a curated record. Lineage: Eukaryota; Metazoa; Chordata; Actinopteri; Cypriniformes; Nemacheilidae. Gene Ontology annotation, molecular function: zinc ion transmembrane transporter activity. Gene Ontology annotation, biological process: intracellular zinc ion homeostasis; zinc ion import across plasma membrane. The transcript is spliced from 8 exons. Gene Ontology annotation, cellular component: membrane.